Pochonia chlamydosporia 170 is the source of this 594-nucleotide messenger RNA. RefSeq lists its product as hypothetical. NCBI's taxonomy places the organism in Eukaryota, Fungi, Ascomycota, Sordariomycetes, Hypocreales, Clavicipitaceae. The record is from RefSeq and is a predicted model, not a curated record. Bases 1 to 594 code for a protein of 197 amino acids. The transcript has a single exon.
AUGGAGCGUGGUACCGUCAUCGCUACUGCUGAUGCCCGUCCCCCCCGAAUCGUUGUAGGUUCUCGGAAAGAGGACUUGGUAUACGGAAUACUAGCCAAAAAUGGGCUCCUUAGGGUACGAACAGCAAAGAAAUGGAUACCAUACGAAGACGUAAAACUCGACUCACGGAUCAAGCAUCUUAGUCGUUCUGAAGUGACGAAAUACUGUCGAAUCCGGCAAUAUCAAAUUAACCAAGGUGAAACAGUUAAUAACAAACCCAAGAAUGAAGUAACAGCCGUCACCCAAUCUCAAAGUUCUAAAAAGGCUUCUACCAGUUAUGCAGUACGGCCGCUACUCCCCAGACCACGGCAACGAACCAAAGGAAACACAGAGUUGCACAAGUCAAAGAAUAUACAGCGCCUCAACAAGGUAUGGCUUAGACAAGAAGAGCUUCGUCAGAAAGCUGGGAUGGUGGAGGCGAAGGUACACGGUCAGAUAAAAUAUGAGAGGAAAGAAAAAGGGCCAUUCGCUGGGUAUUACGCCUCAAACGGCCAAAUCCUGUGCAUUGACGACGAAGAUGUCAUUGAAUAUAGGGUUCUUCUGAGGCUGACCUAG